Messenger RNA from Durotheca rogersii, 788 nucleotides. RefSeq lists its product as uncharacterized. NCBI's taxonomy places the organism in Eukaryota, Fungi, Ascomycota, Sordariomycetes, Xylariales, Xylariaceae. Bases 249 to 770 code for a protein of 173 amino acids. Gene Ontology annotation, molecular function: acyltransferase activity, transferring groups other than amino-acyl groups. The transcript is spliced from 2 exons. The record is from RefSeq and is a predicted model, not a curated record.
CACUACUAGAAGGUUAGGUUGAAAUAUUGCACGACAGAUGCACGUAAAGGAAUCACGUGGAAGACGCUACUAAUGCUGUACUUGUCGUCGCCGAUUUGUGCAUCGUCUAUCUAUUCCGACCCCCCUUCCGCUCCGAAUCCCGGCCUGUGUAUGACUUAGAACCCUUGGCAUGGCAUCUCUUCCAUCCCAGCUCUGAAAUCAACAGCUACGACACGGAACAGUUGAAUUCGUCCCCCCCCUCGUUCAUCAUGGUUCUCGAAACGACACCCAGGAAUUGGUACCGAGGCGAGUACUUGGUCUCUACCGAGCCGCAGCUGAUCCAAGUCGAGGCUGUCAAUGCGGCGAUGGAUUCGGAUUUGAUGUGGUGGGCGCAGGGCCUGCCAGGCGCGGAGAUUAAGAAGGCCCUGCAUAAUUCCCUGUGCCUCGGGCUCUACGUGCUACCUGAGGCUACCUCGCAGAUUGCAGGCCAAGGCGGCCCCCGCCAGGUUGGUCUCGUGAGGUUGGUGACCGACGACGUGACUUUUGCAUAUCUCACCGACGUGUACAUCCUUCCUGAGCACCAGGGCAAGGGCCUUGGUCGCUGGUUAAUGGAAUGUCUCGACGAGGUUAUCAAGGGCUGGGCCCAUCUGCGGCGCUUCAUGCUCCUGGUUAGCGACAAGAUGGACUUCUACCGCAAACACCUUGGCGCGAAGGACUGGAGCGAGUGUAACACAGCGGCCAUUUCUAUCGGCUUGAUCGAAGGUCCCGCAGUUAAACGCCCGGAACACUGAUAAUACCGCGGCUGUAGC